AUAUUCUCGGCCCAUAUUAUUUGGGCUUUAAUAAUAUGUUUAAAUUGGAUAUAUUUACGUAAUUCAUGAAAUUUCUAUUUGUUAUUUUUUUUUUGUGUGGGAAUGGAAGUAAAAAAAUAUGGUUUGAAAUGGAUAAUGAAAUAUACGACAGUUUCCUAUCUUUUUCUAAGUUUCUAAAAUUUGAUUAAUUGUUGGACAAUGUUUUCUUAUGGAAUAACAAAAUCCAUUUAUUCAAUGUUUUGUAGUCUCUUGUUAUUAAACUUCAUACCGCAUAUAGUAGACCUUUGAAAUCAAAAGAGUGAAGUACAAGUGUUAAGUGUUAACUAAAUUAAAGUACUCAAUCAAUUAUUCGUAUAUGGUAAUGGGUGAAAGAGUUAAGACUUGUGAAAGUUUAUAAAUAAAAAACACACACACACAUCAUACUCCAAUUGUUACAAUUUAUAUUUUACACAACCAAUGCUUUUUUUCUUCUUUCUAUAUUGUGUACGUAGUCCCGAGGAGUUCAACUACCCUUUGGCUUUUUUGUCUAACAUCAAUUAGACUAAUCAAUAAAAAAUAUUUUAGUUAUGUUUAUAUAUAAAUAUUGUUUUAGUUGAGAGUUGUUGAGUAUAACAAAAACGAACAGUAUAAUAGACUAAAUAAACGACUUUUUGAGUUUAGACAAUUACUUAUGUGUUUUCUCUUUAGGAUGUAACACAAAUGAUCAAAUGUAUAUUUAAGAAGUAAAGUUUUAAAUUACAAGGCGAUUAACCUUUACAUUAGACAAUGGGAUAAUAUGAUAACGAGCUUGCCGGAAACAUAUAUAUAUACUCUUUAGCUUUGCCAUGUUGAGUCAUAGAACUAUAGACACAUAACUUUUUACUAAUAUGACUACAAGCCUAAAACUAGUAAGAAGUAGCAUUCAGUUAGUAAGCUUAAAUUUAUUUAACAUUAAGUUGCGUGCGUGUAUGUAUAUAAAAAUUACAUUCUAUCAAAUAUAUAAACUAACGAUUGUUCAACGAGUUGAACGACUAAUUAUUCUUGUAAUAUUAUAUAAUGAAUAUGAUUAAAACUACAUUUAAAAAAACUAUAUUCAAGUGAUUCCCCUUGAAAAAGUGUUUUCAAAUUCUAAAUUCUACGUUAUUUACUCUGGAAUUUUGAAAGGACUAUAAAAUGUAUUGUUAUAGACUUAUAGUAUACAUAUACACACACAUAUAUAUGUAUAUCUCUUAUUUUAAAAUGAUCUUCAGUUACAAAAAAAAGAAGUGAUCAUUUUUUUUGGGCAAAAAAACAAAAGAAGUGAUCUUAUUGAGGUGUUUUGGUAAAUCACGUAUACUAACGCACACAUUCAACCAGUGAAAUUUCUUAUUCAAUCUCUUUGAGCAUCCACUUUUUUUUACGGCACGAGUAUUCUGUUAUAUAAAUGGUUAGCAAAUGUUUAUAAAUUUCUAUUGUUUCAUUGUUUAAAUAUUCGGUGUACAGGUUUGAGUAACUAUUUUUUGUCUUGAUCAAACUAUUUUUAUUUCGAUCCAAUGAAUACUGCGUAGGGAUUAUAUUAUUAUACUACUGUUUUAUAAUCGAGAAAACCUUCUGAUUCAACAAUUCACUUUCGAAAUAAAAAAUUGUAGUGGGAAACGAUCGUGCGCCCCAUUUGUUCAACCUCGGCGCUCGACCCCACACAUCAAUUAUAACGCUAACUAAAAAGACAAAAUAAAAAAAAUUACAGGUUUAAGAAAAUUAUCUUAACCAGUUAAAUAUUUAAAUCAGAAUACGGUGGUACCUGAUUAGAAACGUAUAUAUAGACUUAACGAUCUACUACUGUUAGGUUGUAUAUUCAUGAAGAGAUCUGAAAACUCUGGUAAUGUAUUUUGACAAAACUUUCUGUCAAAGUGUCAUGUAACAAAAUUCUCAAAAGUGCCAAUUGAUAAUAAUAUUCUUAAUUCAUCAAAAAAGAUAAUAAUAUUCUUAAGUAAACUUUUCUUAACCACCUUUAUCUUUUAUUAUGUUUUAUUUAUAUUAGCUUCUCAGUUUACCGUCAAGUAUUUUUUCGGUUGCAACCGAUUUAGUACAUUAGUCUAUCGGACGUUUAAUUUUAAUAUAAUCAGUUGUUAAAAAAAGAAGCAAAAAUAUCACUAAAAAGUCUCGUAAUAAAACCUAGAAUGUUGUAAAACGAAGGUUUUAAGUCUGAAUAUUUAUGUGUUUUAUUAAUGAAUAAAAGAUCCCUUUAUAUAAAGGUUACAUAAGAGAUAAAUGGAAAUACAUAAAUGAAAAGAUUACAAAUCAUAAACCAACAAAAAAUAGGAAAACUAGAAAAAUAAAAACUCUUUGGCCGUCAAUCUCUCUCUCUAGGUUUAAGCCGGUUAUGGACUGGGCCGGUUAUGCACAUCCACUAAUUGAUUUAUAACAUAUAAUACAUAUUGUACCCUUUGUAAUAAUUAACGCUCUCGAGCCUUGGGUUGGGUGAUUUUAGUUUUGUAUAUUCGAUUAUAUAUUCGUAUAUAUGCAUUAUAUUAAUUAAUAUCUACAUAUGCUUCCACUUAUUUUAUAAGUUAGCUUAUAUUACAUCUAUUCUCUUUCUUGCUUAGUAUCAUUCUUUGUCGUGUUCCUUUCAAUUAACCUUACUUUGUGUCUUGUGUUCCUCACGACACAAAAACUUGUAGAAGGGUUUUAAAACCAAGAUCUGGAAAAUAUAUCUCCUCUUCUGGAAUUGCUCAUCUUCUCUUGAUCUAAAAGAUCACUUAUAUUUCCAUAAGGCUUCAUCACUUUUGGAAUAUAUAUAAUAUCAGAUAUAAUAUCUUUAGGGUUUUAAUGGCGAAUCCAUGGUGGACAGGACAAGUGAACCUCUCUGGCCUCGAAGCGACGCCGCCUAGCUCAUCUCAGUUAAAGAAACCAGAUCUCCACAUCUCCAUGAACAUGGCCAUGGACUCAGAUCAUAACAACCAUCAUCAUCACCAAGAAGUCGACACCAACAACAACAACAACGAGGACGAUAGAGACAACUUGAGCGGCGACGACCACGAGCCACGUGAAGGAGCCGUGGAAGCCCCCACACGCCGUCCACGUGGACGUCCAGCUGGUUCCAAGAACAAACCAAAGCCACCGAUCUUCGUCACGCGCGAUUCCCCUAACGCUCUCAAGAGCCAUGUUAUGGAGAUCGCUAGUGGGACUGACGUCAUCGAAACCCUAGCUACUUUCGCUAGGCGGCGCCAACGUGGCAUCUGCAUCUUGAGCGGUAACGGCACGGUGGCUAACGUUACACUCCGACAACCCUCAGCAGCUACCGUUCCAGUCCCCCCUGGAGGUGCGGCUGUUUUGGCGUUACAAGGGAGGUUUGAGAUUCUUUCUUUAACAGGUUCUUUCUUGCCUGGACCGGCUCCACCUGGAUCCACCGGUUUAACGAUUUACUUAGCCAGUGGUCAAGGUCAGAUUGUUGGAGGAAGCGUGGUGGGGCCAUUGAUGGCAGCUGGUCCGGUGAUGCUAAUUGCUGCCACGUUUUCUAAUGCGACUUACGAGAGGUUGCCUUUGGAUGAGGAAGAAGCGGCUGAGGGCGGCGGCGGAGGAGUGGUUCCAGGGCAGCUUGGGGGCGUAGGUUCUCCUCUGAGUAGCGGUGGCGGUCGAGGAGAUGGAAACCAAGGACUUCCGGUGUACAGUAUGCCGGAAAAUCUUGUUUCUAGUGGCGGUGGAAGCGGUGGAGGAGGGCAGAUGAGCGGUCAAGAAGCUUACGGUUGGGCUCAAGCUAGGUCAGGAUUUUAACGUACGUUAAAAUGCCUUUUUUAUUUACAAAAGUUAACAAUAAGAAUUAUGAUGAUGUCUAUUAUGAUAAUGAUGAUGAAAAUUAGUCAGUUGCUAGUUGCUACUAUAGUGAGCUAUGUAUUGUCUGCGAACAUUAUAUUAUGCUCUCUCGUGACUACGAUUAUUAUUUGCUAAAUUUCACUUGUGUGUUUCUGAUCUUUUAUUAAAAGUUUUUUCUAUUUGUUGGAUUCUUCAUUUUCCCAAAUAAUGAGUUAUCUGUGUACGUAUAUGAUUGAUCCUCACUAAAUUUGAACUCUUUAGGGUUGACCAUUUUCCCAGAUAUAUAUGAGUAGCCUUAUACUGUUAUACAUUUUAUAAUAUAAUUGGCUUUAUUUUAGUUACCAGCCUCACACUCACCUGCCCUUAUUAGCAGUAAGUUAAGUUUGCUAUAGUACAAUUUAUGUAGAAAUUGAUUGACCAAUUCACAUCUUAAUCAAUACCAUGAUAUGCAUAUGUCAACCUUCUUAACAAAACAUCGAAUUCUAACUCGAGUAAAAGCAACGCGAUCACGUAGAGGUAUUGUUUAAACUAAACACAUCAGGCGAAUGCAUUUAUAUAUCAUAUACUUAGAUUUUAAAAUGAUCAAUUAAAUCAGGAGUAUGUAAAAGUAAAUUAAAGAAUUACGGUAAACUAUCAAUUAACUCCGGUUUCAGGAUUGGUUUCGAGUCCACAUACAUAACAAAUUCUCUUAUUCUGCUUUGGUAUGAUCUUUCAUGUGCAGUAAUUCAUUUGAUGAUAGACUCAUGCAUAUAAUAUAUUUUCCGAAGAAACAUAUUCACAUUAUGAUUAGUCGGAUGGAAGGGUCAAAUGAUCAAAUGCCAUUAACAAAACAAAAAAAAAACUUCUUUUAGAUAAAUCUAGUUAACACGCAUACAUUCAGAUUAGUAUAUUAUUUUAAUUACCGUGCACUAGUGUAAAAGAUGAUGCAUCCGACCAAACAUUGAGUUAUCAUGCAUGAGCUAUUAAGAAGGUUAUUUCAAAUGACGAUAAGAUUUUUUUAUAAAAUAUAAAUGCAUGUGUUUUCUGGAAAAUCAAAUCGUCUGGAGUGAAACCAAAUUUAUAAUUAAUGUUUUUUUGUGAAUCUGAAACGGUCAAAUAUCUACAAACUAGAAGCGAUAGUCAACCUCAACUAAUAUAACUAAAUCAGUCGACUACAAAAACUAAACGUUAUGUAUACAUGUUUAUAAGGCACACUACACAGUCUACACUGCAAGUUCGAUGCAACUAUUUAAUAUAGUAACCAGGGGGAAAGUGUGAAAUGCAAAGUUGCAACAAUAUUUAUACCGUUUUUCUUAAUUUACGUAUUAUAAGCGAUAGUCAACCUCAACUAAUAUAACUAAAUCAGUCGACUACAAAAAUUAAUUGUUAUAUAUACCUGUUUAUAAGGCACACUACACAGUCUACACUGCAAGUUCGAUGCAACUAUGUUAUACUAUACGUAACCAGGGGGAAAAGAGUGAAAUGCAACUAUAGAUUAUUCCCUUUUUCUUAAUUUAAUACAGCUAAAUGUGGGGGUAUGUGUAUUAAUAACCCCAUUGCUGUCAGCUUAUAAGUGUCGUCACUUAACCAGAAUUUUAGGCUUUCUUGACCAUCUUUUGAUUAAAAAUCAUAAACAAAAAUAUGAGAGUAUAGGAGCCUUUUCACAUGGCACCACAUGCGUUCCUCUUGCAAAACGUAAAACCCUAAUGGACCUGUCUUUUAUAUAUUUACAUCCGUACUUUCUCGAGCAUAAAUACAUAAUACUAAAAAUGAUUAAUUAAAGUGGUUUUGAAUGUGUUAAAAAUGGUUUUGAAUUUUGAAUUAUUCAUAUUAGUUCCCUUUAUUUAUAUAUAUAUUAUUAGCAAAGCGAUUUAUCAAGAUCCAAGUAUAGCUCUCUUUUUUCUUUCUUUUGGUCAUCUCAACAGAUUAACAGAAAAACGAAAUUACAAGCUCACAACAAAUUAAAGCGCAACGACCCAUGCAUAUAUAAACAGAUGAACACAUACAGUAAUCACCACUUCACCUCUUAUAUUUAUAACCCAAAACUAGUGUUAGAUAUUGAUCUGUGACAAAUUUACUCGUAAAAACUAAUGAAAGCUCAGGCAUAUAUAUGUAAAGCCUUAUUCGUGUUUAACUCCAACAAAUUAGCAGUCCUUUUCUCUCUGAAUGAUUGAAAUACCGUAUUUAGAUAAAUAAUUUACGCAAAUGAUUAUUAUCAACCGAAACGAUUAGUUUACCAAAAUUUUAUGAUAUAGAAUUUGUUUUCAAAUCAUAAGUUUUUGUGGUACUUUAUAAAAAAGGAAGCCCUAAACCCCACUGAAAAGGCAAUAAUAGUUACCUAUAAAAAGUCCAAAACCAAAGCAAUUAACAACUAAUACUUUGAAAAGGAAUCCACAAACGAGCAUUAUUAAAAGUAUAACAAAGACCGCAAGAUAAAUCAUAGCUCGGAGGUACUGCUUCAUUGAAAUAAGUAUAAAAUGUAUUUCUAACACUGAGAUAAUGCGCAAGCCGUGAUCCAUUUCCGUGAUAUAUUUAAUGUUUUACAUCAUGAGCAGUUUUUCAAUUCGGAAAUUGUAUAAAAUCUUAAUUAUAAGAAUAUUAUAUUGUAAGUUUUUGGAAUAAUAAUGGAGAGAAUAACUUCACUAAUUCUCUUAUAUAUUGUCUGUUAUAUUAUAUUCUGAUGUUCUUCAAAUGAUAUGAAUUGAUGUUUUAUCAUCUAUAAUUUCAAUAGAACAUGUAUACUUAAUAUUUUCAUAGAACUUUACUGUUUCGACUUUUGUUGUUAUUAAUCCUCUUGUUUGGACGAAACAAGAUUUAAAUUUCCAAAAAGAAGUUGGAAUGGGACUUUUUUUUGUCGUCAUGGAGUGUUUAUAUAUUCCAAUCCAAAAUCCAAAGAGUAGUACAUUAUAAUACUAUAUUUUAAAACUCGGACAUCAUAUCUGUCGAAUAUAAUUUAUAGCGUUACGUGAUGUUUCUUCUUCAGCCUACACAAAGCAUUAAAUAACACUAACUUUGGUAAUCGUAUUUCUAUAACAAUCAAACACUUGGUGUGGUCUGAGCUGGGUGUAAAGUGCAAACAUAAAUGAUUUAAGAAAACAUUUAAUAUGUAAAGGAUUUAAUAAUACAAAUUCUAUUAAGAAGUAUUAUUAUACAAAUUUGACAAAUACCAAAUUACAUUUAGUUUAUUAAAUUCUUUAUGAUCCAUCUCAAUUUUUUCUUUGAUCAAAUCCAUAAUGAGAGAUAAAAAAAAGAAACGCAAGUGAUUUUAUAUAGAGAAACCACUAAAAUUACAUAUUAUCAGAUAUAAAUAAAUU
Messenger RNA from Brassica rapa (field mustard), 7064 nucleotides. RefSeq names its product AT-hook motif nuclear-localized protein 19-like. Gene Ontology annotation, molecular function: minor groove of adenine-thymine-rich DNA binding; DNA-binding transcription factor activity. The record is from RefSeq and is a predicted model, not a curated record. Gene Ontology annotation, cellular component: nucleus. NCBI's taxonomy places the organism in Eukaryota, Viridiplantae, Streptophyta, Magnoliopsida, Brassicales, Brassicaceae.